GCAGCAGAGGCGGCUGGCGGAGCCGGUCAGCUGAUCCGCCGGGGGAGGCGGCAGGGCGAGGGAAGGAGCCCCGGGGGCGCCCCCGCCCUCUCCUCUGCCCACCCCCACCCCGGGAAGGGGGCGGCCAGGAGGCAGGGACCGCCGGGAGCCAGGCGUGAAAGCGUCAUGGCGGGCAACAGCCUGGUGCUGCCGAUCGUGCUGUGGGGGCGCAAAGCCCCCACUCACUGUGUCUCUGCGAUUCUAUUAAUGGACGACGUGUCAAUGAUUGUUACUGGCUGCCAUGACGGACAGAUAUGUCUUUGGGACCUUUCGUCAGAUCUGGAAAUCAAUCCCAGAGCUCUGUUGUUUGGGCACACGGCUUCCGUGACUUGUUUGUCUAAAGCCAGCGCUUCCAGUGAGAAACAGUACAUAGUGAGUGCCUCAGAGAGCGGGGAGAUGUCCCUCUGGGAUGUGAAUGACGGACGAUGCAUUGAAUACACCAAAUUAGCCUGCACACACACUGGCAUACAGUUCUACCAGUUUACAGUUGCGACCCAGCGUGAAGGCAGGCUGUUGUGUCACGGUCAUUACCCAGAAAUCCUUGUUGUGGAUGCUACCAGCCUUGAAGUCCUGUAUUCCUUGGUGUCAAAGAUCUCUCCUGAUUGGAUCAGCUCCAUGAGCAUCAUUCGAUCUCACAGAACACAAGAGGACACUGUCGUAGCAGUGUCGAUUACAGGCAUACUGAAGGUGUGGAUAGUAACUUCUGAAUUGAGUCACAUACAGGAUACGGAACCGAUCUUUGAGGAGGAGUCGAAACCGAUUUACUGCCAGAACUGCCAGAGCAUUUCUUUCUGUGCUUUUACCCAACGGUCGCUUUUGGUCGUGUGCUCCAAAUACUGGAGGGUGUUUGAUGCUGGAGAUUAUUCCCUGUUGUGCUCCGUCCCCAGCGAGAAUGGGCAGACCUGGACAGGAGGCGAUUUUGUAUCAGCGGACAAAGUGAUCAUAUGGACAGAAGAUGGUCAAAGCUUUAUAUAUAAACUGCCCGCCAGUUGUUUGCCGGCUAGUGAAACCUUUCGCAGUGAUGUCGGGAAGGUUGUUGAAAAUCUAAACCCGCCUCAGCUCCAUUGUACCGUGGACCGAGCGGCGGUGAAAUCCGAUAAACAGUUAUUAAUCUGCCCUCCCGUUUCUCGGUUCUUCUAUGGCCGCAGGAAGUGUUUCCAUAAACUGCUUAUCCAGGGAGACUCGUCAGGCAGGCUCAGCAUUUGGAGUGUGCCAGAUACGCUUGACCAGCAAGACCUGACAGAAGGAUUAAAAGUAACCACCUCCACUUCGCUGCAAGAAGCUUUCACCAAACUUGUUCCACGCCCUGCUGGAAUUAUCGAUCAGUUGAGCUUCAUGCCCCACAGCGACGAGCCGCUUAAAGUGACAGCCAGCGUUUACAUCCCGGCGCACGGACGCUUGGUUUGCGGUCGUGAAGACGGAAGCAUUGUUAUUGUGCCCGCUACUCAGACCGCUGUUGUUCAACUCUUGCAAGACGAACACAUGCGCAGAAGAGGUUGGCCACCCCACAGAACCCUGCGGGGCCAUCGGAACAAAGUCACGUGUUUGCUGUAUCCUCACCAGGUCUCUUCUCGCUAUGACCAGAGAUACUUGGUCUCAGGUGGCGUAGACUUUUCAGUCAUUAUCUGGGACAUCUUUUCUGGAGAAAUGAAGCACAUCUUCUGUGUGCACGGUGGAGAAAUAACACAGCUACUCGUUCCUCCAGAAAACUGCAGCGUAAGUUGA
Molecule: messenger RNA, 1764 nt
Organism: Sphaerodactylus townsendi
Lineage: Eukaryota; Metazoa; Chordata; Lepidosauria; Squamata; Sphaerodactylidae
Gene: WDR7
Product: WD repeat domain 7
Exons: 12
Coding region: 166-1764 (532 amino acids)
Cellular component (GO): cytoplasm
Molecular function (GO): protein binding
Source: RefSeq, a predicted model, not a curated record